Heterobasidion irregulare TC 32-1 is the source of this 603-nucleotide messenger RNA. RefSeq lists its product as uncharacterized. NCBI's taxonomy places the organism in Eukaryota, Fungi, Basidiomycota, Agaricomycetes, Russulales, Bondarzewiaceae. The transcript is spliced from 4 exons. The coding region runs from base 1 to 603 and encodes 200 amino acids. The record is from RefSeq and is a predicted model, not a curated record. Gene Ontology annotation, cellular component: EMC complex.
AUGGCGAACUACACAAUAUCCGACCUUGCCUAUACGAAAAUUGUCCUUCACUCACUCAAACAUCCACAGCAUCCGGUAAAUGGCGUCCUCUUGGGCGCGAAGGACACAAAGGGCGUGCAGGUUGUCGACACAAUACCGCUGCUGCAUCAUUGGACGAGUUUAAGUCCUAUGAUGGAGAUCGGCCUGGACUUGGCCAAUGGACACGCAGAAAGUCGCGGUCUGGCGCUGGUGGGGUACUACCAAGCGUCUGAGCGCGUCGACGAUAAUACUUUGAAGCCUGUCGGGGAACGCGUCGCCACGAAAGUCAGGGAAGGAUUCCCAGAUGCCCUCGCGGUUGUGGUCGAUGGGACAAAGCUGGGUUCAGAAACUGAUCCCGCACUCGUUCCUUAUCUACCAACGUCCGGCUCAUCCACGACGUUCCGUUCCGCACCACCCACCAUCCUUACCCUCUCUAAUUCUGCGCCCGCACUUAGUCUGCACCUAUCACGAGCGCGUGUCCCCUUCUCUGACUUUGAUGACCAUCUGGAAGACGUUCGCCUGGACUGGCUACAAAAUGAACAGGUGGAGGAGGCGUUGAAGGGUGUGAAAGUAGUGGAUGCAUGA